Molecule: messenger RNA, 636 nt
Organism: Caenorhabditis bovis
Lineage: Eukaryota; Metazoa; Nematoda; Chromadorea; Rhabditida; Rhabditidae
Source: the annotation of a GenBank genome assembly
AUGUCUGGUAUCGACAAGAAAGCGAAAACAGACACUCAGAGCCAUUACCGAGCAGCAUUAAAUCAGAACAAAUCUACCGGCUCCAAUGUUAAUUCGAGUGACUACAACUUGUGGACGUUCAUGAACGGGCGUUCUGGUAAUGAAAAACAGCAUUCACCAAAACUUUAUGAGAAAAUCCAAAAGAUGCACCAUGAAUAUAAUUCCGAUUACCUCCAAGUAUCGGAAAACAAGUCGAGACGUGAUCCCGGUUUUUCUACACCGACGGAGGGCAGACGAUUUGGCUCUUCAACACUGAGAGAAAAUGCUAAAAAUUCACAUCCGCGCGAUACAUUGGCGAGUGCAACAUACCAUAGGGCGCCGAAAACUCCUCCAUCACCUUGGCAAUUAUUAGUUGAGAAAUCGAUUGAAGAUCGCAACAAGGAGGAGGAAAAGCUUCAGCGAGAAGUCGUUAAAGAAUUUAACAAAAGAGUUAUUCCAAUCAUUGAAAAUUUGGUCAAGGAUCUCAUGACCGAAAUAACCAAAAUUGAGAGAUACAACUUCACAAGAAACUUCUACAAAUAUAUCUUGAAAAAGGACAACAUCAAAUUUCGCUGCACACCAGUACCGGACGAAUACUACAAUGAUGUAAAUGAUUAG